CUUCCGAUGAGUACUCAAACUGAGUCAAAGCUUGAACAAACAGAAUACUGGUACUGUAGAUCUACCAUUCAUUCAAAUCAGCGAAAGUGCUUCAGUUUUCAUGUUCGUCUUUCCACUUCCAGGCGUGUUGCAACGAAGCUCAGCAUUUUCCGCCUCCCUCUACACGACUAUCAACGUAAAAUAAACUGUUGAGAAGCUGUUCUGUCAACGGGAAAUAUUGAAUCGAUCUGCUACUACCAGUACUGGCGUGCUUUAUCGACUAGUAGUAGUAUAAUAACACUAGCCCAAGCUGCGUUAGAAAGAUAGGAGUUCCCAAUGAAUGGUUGGGGUAGUACUAGUACGACAGUACUUACGCCAACAAGAAGAUCCUGUGCCCCUUGCAAACUGACUUGCCCUUGCAUCAGAUCGUCGCAGCACUGACUACCAGCAGGAAAUAGCGGUAUCAGUUGUGUUCCUGUAAUGUAAGGCUAAGCGGGAAGGACAAGAGCGAGGCACAGUACGAGUCAGUGAUGGAGGUUGAGCCCUGUUUGGCCACCAGCAGGCAGGACAGCGAUAGCCUCAGCCGCGGCGACUCACCCUUUUCCAUGCUGUCGGUGGAGGGCGCUAGCGGCGACUUCAGGGAUAGUGGCGUACUGGUGAGCCACGACGGCCAGUCCCUCGGCAACCUACUACGACGUCGCAGCAAGGACAGCCACGAAGACGCAGAGCAGGCGUUCCUGGAACGAGGAUCCCCGCUGCCUCCAGAUGCGGACAUGGCUACAACCCUGGAUUGGCUGCGGAAGGAAAUGGCUACCAUGCGCAGUCAAGACCAGCAGCUGCUUCGAGAGUUCAUGCGCAUACGUGCCGGCAUACAGCAUCUGAAGCAGCAGCAGGACGCACUGUCCCCAGCGUGGUCACGAUCCUCUACGCCGGACAGCACCAUGCUACCGGAGAUGGAGCGUGACUUGUCACCGGCGCCGAAGCCCAAACGAACAGUGGCGUUCCGCGUACGUAGCACAACCCUGCCUGGAAGCGUUCUCCAGAACUUGACCAAGGCGGACAAGCUACGCAGCCCAAUGCUAAGCCCAAUUCAACGACUGCACUCUGGCUCAUUCUCAGCAGCAGAUAGUUCUAGCAGCUACAAGAAACCCACAGCGGCGCGCAAUCCAAGCACGUCCAGUUCGGCGUCAGUAAACGACUGGGAGUUUAUCUCAUCCAGCACCAGGAGGGAUGCGGAUAGCUUCAUGAGCGAGUUGAACCGCAGCUUAGGUAGCAUUAGUAAGCAGAAGGGAAGAAUGGAUGGCACUGUCACACUGCCUCCUCAGCAGUCGCCAACCAAGCAGAGCACGCCGAAACACAAUGUAACUUUCUACUCAGCACCUCCUGCUAAAGGCCAGGAUAUUGAUCAACAACAGCAGCAGCAGCAGCAGGCAGCACCGCGUGAAGACCCGGACAAGAUCCCAGCAGUUACUGUGAUUGUUGAUGCCAACGAAGAGAGCAGUGAAUGUUAACGCUAGCUACAGCGACAGCAGUAGCAUCACCACUCAGUCUCGGUAUGCAUGUAUUACUGUGACUGCUGUUACACUGAACCGUGACUAGACUAAUGUGUAGGGCAUACUAGUAAACGUGCCCGGUGAUGGUUAUAAUACCUUGCCCAAUAAUCAUCACUGAUGCAUCCAGCAAUAUUCCUUGAUCACACAGCUCUAUUAAAUCAAGACACACAUUUUAACAAGAGGGACUCCGGCAGACCGUUUAUUUCAAUUCGCUUCCAGCAGCAGGUUUAACAGUCGUAUUUCCAUUUGAUCUUGUCUUUGACUUGACUCGUGACAAAGGCAUUGUAAUAUUAGACAAGUGAACAAUGAAUAUGCAUGGCUGUGGUGCUUGCACCAGGGAGUAAUUUAUGACUCGCUGGCUAGCGCCUUAGCGUGUAAACUGCCAAUUUUUUCAAUCCUCUUCCUACUAUGCUCUAUUCUUUGAAUCACUUUUUCAACCAAAAAAGAUGUUGGUAGCUGUA
Molecule: messenger RNA, 1993 nt
Organism: Sycon ciliatum
Lineage: Eukaryota; Metazoa; Porifera; Calcarea; Leucosolenida; Sycettidae
Exons: 2
Coding region: 510-1490 (326 amino acids)
Source: RefSeq, a predicted model, not a curated record